Messenger RNA from Macrosiphum euphorbiae (potato aphid), 330 nucleotides. The record is from the annotation of a GenBank genome assembly. Lineage: Eukaryota; Metazoa; Arthropoda; Insecta; Hemiptera; Aphididae.
AUGAGAUUCAUAGCCGUCAACCUUGUGAUGAAAAUGGUGGACCAGAUUUUUUCCGCCAAUUCAGGACUCUAUCACCUUCUCAAUUCAUUACGCCACACCGUCUCACAACCAACAUUUACCGAACACAACGCACCAGUACGCAAUGCGAAGCGUCGACUACUACAAUCACCUGCAAGCCCACCAUUCGACGUAAAUGAUGGAUCGGAUUUCUUCAAUCCGAUUGGUACGUCAACACCCUACUUUAAUCCGACUUAUACGUCAACACCAUGUAAACCAACAUUUGCCGAACACCCAGCACCAGUACGUAAUGUUAAGCGACGACUAUUUUAA